Molecule: messenger RNA, 4465 nt
Organism: Diachasma alloeum
Lineage: Eukaryota; Metazoa; Arthropoda; Insecta; Hymenoptera; Braconidae
Product: hippocampus abundant transcript 1 protein
Exons: 7
Coding region: 1235-2836 (533 amino acids)
Biological process (GO): transmembrane transport
Cellular component (GO): membrane
Molecular function (GO): transmembrane transporter activity
Source: RefSeq, a predicted model, not a curated record
AAUGCAGUGGUGCGCGGUUCGUUCGAGAAGUAGUUGGCCACAGCUUGUUGUCGAUAAGCCCGUGGAUGUGUCGAAUAGUCCUUGCGUCUGAAACCUCGCGAAAUUGUCGGCAAAAGUCCCCGAGAGUCUCACCGAGAAAAAAAUUGGGGAGUAAAAAAUCGCGAGGGGAGAUUGCGGUGAAGUUCGAGGGGUAAUUCGCAGACGAGAGGCCAUCUGGACCCGCUCGAGCCACUGGGAAUUUACCCAUUUUUUUUCCAGUGAUGCUGAGUGAUGUAGAGGACCACUUGUUACCAGCGAUACUCUUUUCCCCGUAGAUCGAAAGAUAAUGGCGUGUCCGUUGGAAUAUUGAUCGUUUCAACCCUAUGAUUUACCGAGUAAAAGGACUAAAAAAGGUGGUGAAACGAGACAGUGCCCUGGUGACGAGGUAUCCGGGUCACAGGGAUAAUGCGCUCAAUAUCCAGUGGAGGAAUUGCGUCAAAUAAUCUCGUGUUGGUGGUUUUGAAAAAAAUAUCACAGUGCGAGGACAGCCUUGACAUAAUCGCAAGGUCCCACCGCCGAUGAGUGACUAAAAUUCAGCAGCAGAAAAAAUAGUAGGGAGCGUCAGAGGAUUUUUCUAUUUUUUAUACGAUAGUAAAUAAUUCUCAACCCGAGAAUCAUGUAAUGAUUUGGGGAGAGAAGAAUGUCAGGUGACCGUGAGCGUCAGAGAUUCAGCUGGGAGAUGAAAAAAUUCGCAACUAAAAUAAGCCCUCGGCGUUUUGUAUUUUCCCCCCUCAGUGGACUUCCGCGGUGCAUCAGAACUAUUCAGUAACCUUGAUCAACGUCUAGUGAUAAUUAAGCGAGAGAUUCAAGGAGAAAAAACAGAAGAAACUUUUUUCAACGAAAAAAAUUGACAAGUUUUAUUAUCUCGUUGUCACGAGGAGCACCGAGGGGAUUAAUUCCUCGAGAAAAAGGAAUUCCCAAGGAACAACGAGUGCAAAGUUAUCGGUAACACGAAGUCAAAGGCCCCAGGACCAUUUUGAUGAUUAUCAGUGAGGGACUAGUGGAUAUAAUGCACCAGAACGCGAGGUAUCAGUUCGCAAUGAGCCACAGCAUGUGAAAAAGUUGCUGGGGAAACGUGAUCGCGAAUGAUGCCUCCUUGAGAGUUGAGAAGUUCUUUUAUUUUUUUUUAUUUUUCUUUGAAUCAUGGAGGUGAGUUUUUACUGAGUGCGGGCCCCCCUCGAGUGGCCAGGGUGUCAUGCCCCCGGGGGCUAAGGGUGGGGCGGAGGGCCUUGAUCCCUCCUGUUCAGAGUUACACGUGAGCGAGGAGAUAUCUCCAGCUAAUAUAGCACCACCCCUGAAUCCCCUGCAGAGAUGCUACCGACAUAUGAAGAGCUCGGGAAUUGGAGAGGCGAGUGUCUACCAUGCACUGGUUGUGAUAUUCUUGGAGUUUUUUGCAUGGGGACUCCUGACAAUGCCAAUAAUAUCGGUAUUAAAUGAAACAUUUCCGGAUCACACGUUUUUAAUGAACGGUCUGAUAAUGGGAAUAAAGGGAAUCCUUUCGUUCCUAUCAGCACCGUUGAUCGGCGCAUUGUCAGACGUGUGGGGAAGAAAAUUUUUCUUACUCAUCACAGUUGCAUUUACCUGUGCACCAAUACCACUCAUGAGUAUUAAUACUUGGUGGUUUUUUGCUAUGAUAUCGAUAAGUGGGGUUUUUGCCUGCACUUUCUCCGUUGUUUUUGCAUACGUUGCUGAUGUUACUGAGGAGAGUCAACGAUCGUUAGCUUAUGGAUUGGUGUCAGCGACAUUUGCUGCUAGUAUGGUGAUAAGUCCAGCCCUAGGUGCAUGGACAAUGACAACUUAUGGAGAGAAUCUGGCUGUUGCACUGGCAACAGCAAUAGCCAUACUCGACGUAUUCUUUAUUCUCGUGGCUGUACCAGAGAGUCUGCCAGAAAAAGCACGACCUCCUGUUCCAAUUUCAUGGGAACAGGCUGACCCAUUUGCUGCCUUGGGAAAGGUGGGGAAGGAUCACACUAUUUUGAUGCUAUGCGUCACAGUUUUUCUGAGCUAUCUACCAGAGGCUGGCCAGUACAGCUGUAUAUUUGUGUACCUAAAACUUGCCAUGGGCUUCUCAGCAGCAAUGGUCGCUGUCUUCAUUGCUGUCGUUGGUAUUCUCAGUGUUGGGGCACAAAUUCUUCUUGGACCUCUCAUGAGAACUCUGGGGAGCAAACACACUAUCAUGCUCGGGCUCUUGUUCGAAAUGCUGCAGUUGAUGUGGUAUGGCUUCGGUUCACAGACUUGGAUGAUGUGGGCGGCUGGUGUAUUAGCAUCAGUAUCAAGCAUAACGUAUCCAGCAAUAUCAGCAUUCGUGUCGAUGCACUCGGAUGCUGACAAACAGGGUCUCGUCCAGGGCAUGGUAACUGGUAUGAGGGGCCUCUGCAAUGGCCUUGGACCAGCUAUGUUUGGUGUUAUAUUCUAUUUGUUCCACGUCGAUCUCAAUGACGAUACACCGUCACUACCUCUCAAACCAUCAUUACUUGAUGAUAGUAAUAGAACAGGGACUGCAACGCAGCAUGUGGAUAUCAUUCCCCAGCUGGUACCAGGCCCCCCCUUCGUGUUCGGCGCGCUAUUGGUGAUAUGCGCCCUACUCGUUGCUGCUUUUAUACCAGAGUCAAGUCCAACAACAACAGGUCCAUUGCAUCACCACUCUUCCACAUCGCGGAGGCCAUCCGGUAAAUACGCAUAUCAGAAAUGUUUAUCCCUGGAUGUUCAUUAUGAGCCAGAGAGACUCGGUAGUGGACGCAUAAAGGUCGGUCCACUAUCGCCCCUAGUCGACAAUUGUAAUUCAGCCGCCCUCUAGCUGUUAUUAACCCGUAAAACCAUCAUCAUGCACCGAGACGAGGCCUAUCCUGCCAAUAGGUCAAGGCCACAGCCCUCCGGCUAAAAAUUGCCCCCAGCCAAAAAAAAAAGCUACACGUGCGCACGUGAUACGUGAAACGAUUUUUUAGUCUAUCGCUUGAGACCGUCAAUAAGAGAACGAAGAAAAUUCCUUGAAACGAAUAAUAAAACAUUGUGAAUUGGUGGGUUUAUAAUUGUUGGUGAAUCGGCUAUAGGUGCUACGUAAUGAGCUUCUCGCCGAGUGCACAAAAUAAUUUUAAUUACAGGUUUUUCAUGAACGGCCGGUGGCGAGUGGACGAUCAGAGAGUCGCAAACAGUAUUUUCACUAGAUUAAAAAUCAAAUUGUUGAAACAUUUUUUUUCUAUUGCAAUUCCUGAUUUAUUUCGGUGUCGCGUAAUCUGGCACUUGGUAACAUUCGAUAUGAAGUAUCGAUAUUGAAUAUCAUCAAUAUUAAGUUGAGUGAAUGUCUCCUAAAUUUGUAAAACGGAUUUUUUGUGAUUUUUAUCUUCGGUUUUUGGAUCGAGUUGAUGACACCAAAUCAUGGAAUUUGAACAUUCGAUCAUUUUUUUCGAGUGUUUCAUUGCUUUUUGAGAAGUUUUCUGUUCAACUCGCGGUUGUCAAGUGGUAAAGCGUCGUAAGUCGAUUUUUUUCAUUUUAUCCCGUACGAAAUUGCCUCGAGAAUUUGUCACGAUGUCGACAAAUUGAUUUAUUGAGGUGCAUUCGAACGGUAAAAAUGUUGAAUGUCGCUUAAUCUCUAUUUCAGAUUUCUACAGUCAAAACAAUCACAUCUUUCUGCAAUUGCCAGUGAGAAAAUAACAAUAAAAAAAAUUAUAUCAAUUUUUUAUUAUUUUUGUACCAUAUAUUACAUUCCUGCUAGUAAAAAAAUCUCCCCGGAUUCUCUGAUCCCUAGUAUUUCCUUUUUCUUUGUCGUGCAGUGACGAAGCGAGAAAUGCGGAAGUUCUCCAAGCCAAAGAUCGAUUAAGUUAAAUAGAAGCCAAUAAAUGAGUGAAAAAAUACGUUUGUGGACAUUGUACUGACGAGAGAAUUUAAAAAGUGCGUUAGACCUGAAGAAAAGACAUUUUAAAUAAUCCUGGCACGCUCGAGGAGCUCUCCUGCUGGCAUAAUCACUUGCGUCAAUUGCUUAAAAGUGCUCCCCACGUGUCUCAAGGGAGAAUGUACGAAAAUAAUAAUUUUAGCAUAAUAGUAAUAAUAGGUAAAUGAGAGAUAUGAGUCACGUAUGGAGAGAUCUUUGAGUCGAGUGCUACGGCUAAUUGAUUUAGGAUCAAAUAUCAAAUUCUCGUGUUGAAAUGAGAAAACGUGUCUUUUUUCAUUUGUAGAGAAUCACAUUUUGCAAGUUGUCAAUUUUAUGUUCGUAAAAAGGGAAUGAACAAGUAACACGCAGCUGUACUGUAAUUAUAAAAACAUCAUGAAUUUAAUAAUUACGAGUGUGACGUUGCGAUCAAGAGGAUGCCUAGUUUAAGGUGUAGAGGUCGAUUUGAUGAUUAAAAAUAUUGUCAAUAUCGAGUGAGAAAAAAAUGUACAUGUACGAUUUAUGAUUGCAACAGUAAAAAUAAAUUAUUUUUAAGAUAAA